GACACUCGAUCGAUUGGUUCAGGGCCGCCCUCUUCCCAGAAUACGAAGGAACGGGUAAAGCACUGCCGAUUAAGAGUGGCCCCUUCGGCUCUAGCCAAGACCAGAGAACGAGGACGAUAACAGAGAAACGUACUUUGAUUCUUCGUCCGUCUAUGAUUAUAAUCUUUUCUUUUUGGGCUUGUCCUGAUCAUGUGGAGAUUCAGUGUAGAUUUGCUGUAGAGGCUGUUGUGUGUAGAUAUGAAGAAAACCAAUAGGAUAGACCUUUUUGUGAACUAUUCAUGAAGACUUGAUACUAGAUAAGGACUAGAUACUCCGACUACUUGCUUGGGGCUCCUCACUCUGCUUCUUCAGUUUUUACGAUUUAAGGUGUCGACUCCACUAUUCUGCCUUUUCAAACCUCUACAUUGAUCAAACCUGCAUGAUGCCCUCCAUCUACAUCUACAUCAACAUCUACGUAUAUAUUAGAGAUCACUUACCUAUUUUAUUCAUCAUUGAGUGAUCAUCUUAUACCUUCACAAAAAUAGAAGGUGUCGACUUGAUGCCGGACUUUGAAUGGGACCCUGCGUUUUGGGCCAUGGAGCAACUCCAGCGUCAUACAGAAGAAAUCGAAAAACGAAUAGCAGAGGCGUCCGAUCUAUCGUUCUGCUUCCCGCUGCCCCCGCCUAUUGUGGUACUACAACUCCUACUUAUAAUAUACCUUGUUGUGGUACAGGUACUACAACUCCUGCUUUUUAUACAUAGAUUGAUGUUGAUGUACACGUAGUUCUUCACAAUUUUUGUGUUCCUCUUCUCCUUUCCUCUUAUAGCCUGUUGUACACGUAGUUCUUCACAAUUUUUGUGUUCCUCUUCUCCUUUCCUUGUCAUCCUCGUUAAUGAAUUACUUAAUCAAUGUGUCAUGUUAGGAGUUGACGUGCGACUACUACUAGAUGAUAGUCCGUUCCUUACUACAAUAUUUUACGCGAGGUCUAUCAAUCUUGUUAAUUCCUUUUAUCGGUUUGCAGGGCCCUGAAGAUGAGGAAGCGUACCUACAAAGCCGAGAAGCGCAAGGCCAUGGAGGGGCACGCAGGCUAUUAUUAAGGCAACCCUACUGCUCUCUGUAUUUUUGUUCCAAUCCUGUCUAUACUGAAGUUUAAGAGUAUUUGUUGAUUGAGACAUCAUCAACAACAACACCUUAUAAUUUGAGAGUCCUUAUAAUUUGUUGAUUGAGCAGUUGUAAUCCUAAUCCUAAACCUAAUCUGGAUUUUUCUUCUACUAAGCUUAGGCGUUAUCUCUCGUGGAACAGUGGGCCAUCCUCAAGCCUGUGCCGAAGCGUGCAAGUAUGCGGGUAAGCUAGAAGGGUGCAAGUUGGGUGAAAAUUGUCCAAAAUGCCACUACUGCGUUUGGUCGAAAAGGGGUUGUACCUCACGAAAACAAAGAGGACUACUACUUGCCACGACUACUAGUAGCACGACACCAGGACAGGAGGUUGAAGGUGAAGGGGAUCACGUCAACAUCAACAAGGUGCUGUGUGAGGAAGAUGAGAACGCGGCUGAUGGGCGGAACAACAACAAGUUCUCCUGUGAGGAUGAUGCUAGCAAGGAAGAAGGGCAAGAGGAACAAGAAAAAGAGUCGUCCGUUGCAGAAAGAACAGCUUCGAACAAUAGCGG
Messenger RNA from Amoebophrya sp. A25, 1646 nucleotides. NCBI's taxonomy places the organism in Eukaryota, Dinophyceae, Syndiniales, Amoebophryaceae. The record is from the annotation of a GenBank genome assembly.